AUGCCAGCACAGAUUCCACACUACCACCACGACCAAAUUGCAGAGAAUGGAUUCACAGUGAUCCGCGGGUUUCUCAGUCCCCAAGAAGUCGCCCAGUACCUCGAAGCAUCCGAGGCAGUGGUCCAGUUGGCCAGAGACGGUGACUGGCCUCAUGUCAGAACUCGCGGCAAGCAGUUCCCACCAUGGCCCAAGAACUUCAGUCCCGACAUCUGGGGCGUCAGUGGCUUAUUGCACCCUGACUUGGGCAAGCUCGCGUUGCCCUUCCACGAAGUGUAUUCCAGUGACAAGAUCUUGGACGUUGCUGGUGACAUUCUUCAGAUUUCGAAGGACGGCUUGUCGAUGGAGUUGAUGAACAUGCUCAUCAACCCCUUGACCAACUUUGGCUUGGACUGGCACAGAGACACCAUUAAGCCUGAGGUCACCGAGGCCGAAGAGGCUGAACAGUUGGCUGAUAUUGGUGCUUCAGCGGCUGGUGCCCAAUUCAACUUGGCCCUCACCGAGGACAAGUGCUUGAUUGUGAUUCCUAAGUCCCACAACAGAGUCAGGACAGCCGAGGAGCGUGAAAAGACCAUAAACGGGGACCGUAAGGAGCACAUCUCAGGCCAAAUCACUGUGGAUUUGAAACCUGGUGAUAUCGUUUUCUACAACAACAAUAUCCUUCACAGAGGCGAGUACGACUCGUCCAGCAAAAGAAUCACCCUCCAUGGUUCUUAUGGCCACGUAGGAUACGGCAAGUCCCGUGCAAAGGGAAUUUUACAGCAUGGCGUAGCCGAAUGGCUCCCCAGGUUUGAACCUGAAACCGAAAACUUGCAGAUGUUGAAGGAAAAGCUAGUCAAAUUGGCUGAAGAAUUCAAGGGUGUGGAUGUAGGCUUUGCAUUGGAUGGUUAG
Messenger RNA from Suhomyces tanzawaensis NRRL Y-17324, 888 nucleotides. RefSeq lists its product as uncharacterized. The transcript has a single exon. Bases 1 to 888 code for a protein of 295 amino acids. The record is from RefSeq and is a predicted model, not a curated record. NCBI's taxonomy places the organism in Eukaryota, Fungi, Ascomycota, Pichiomycetes, Serinales, Debaryomycetaceae.